Sclerotinia borealis F-4128 is the source of this 969-nucleotide messenger RNA. NCBI's taxonomy places the organism in Eukaryota, Fungi, Ascomycota, Leotiomycetes, Helotiales, Sclerotiniaceae. The record is from the annotation of a GenBank genome assembly.
AUGUCGCAGUCUACCGAAACUACCAGCAAUAGCUUCGUUAUGUCUCCACGCAUUGCGGAAUCCCAUUCGAGUAAUAUCAGCGGCGAAAGAUCAACUAUCUCGGCACGUGAGCAGGCGGCUAUAGAGCGUUGGACUUUCAAUAGGGCUCGGACCGACAAAGAGCAUGCUCUCUUUCGGGAGAAAAUGCAAUUCCAGUCUGCGGACUUUCACCAAUUCCUUUUGGACACGGCCAAGUCCUCCCCAGCAAUUGCGGUACCUUCUCCAGCAUGGGAGAAUAUCCCGUUCCCUGUUCCAAUGAGAACCCCAAUCAUUACUGAAGAGCCAGAUAAUCAGCAUGUUGCGAUGCACGCCAGCUUCGACGAGAUUCAAGAAGUUCCUCGCCGUAGAGCCACCCCCAUGGAUUUUGGCAACCAACUUCAACAACCCACUAAAGUUCUUGAAGUUCCAAGCUUCACUUUUGACCGCGCUUCUUUCGAUGGCGGUCUUGGAGGACUAGAAAUCCACCAUGUUGCCCAAAGUGAGCAUGGUGCGCAACCAACUGACCGGGAUACGAUGAUCAAAGUUGGUGCGGUUUUCGAGAUUCUUCCUUGCUCGGAGGUUACCCAAGCAGCUACACCAGUCUAUGAACAGAACUCUAGUACUGCUGCCCCAAGAAAGACAAAGAAUGGAAAGUUGCGUAUCCUUGUUGCAAACAAGGCUUCGAAGGCAAAGCACGCAGCCGAAAAAAUGGGUGGGGUUUGGAGUCAUGUUGGAUCCUUUUCCAGAGCUUCUAACGCAGCUACUGGUCCUUUGUUUGUCCGUUCUGAAACUGAAAUGGCAACUUUGGCAAGCAGCACUGGUCGAAAGCAGGAAGAUAAUCUAGAGUCGCAAGUCAAUCAAGAGACCUUGGAUCAAAACAGAAAGGAAGCUAGAAACUGCGUCUUGAUGCCUUUCAAUUGGAUCGUUCGUCAAUUUGCCAAUCUCCUUUAG